Molecule: messenger RNA, 1268 nt
Organism: Cajanus cajan (pigeon pea)
Lineage: Eukaryota; Viridiplantae; Streptophyta; Magnoliopsida; Fabales; Fabaceae
Product: tRNA-processing ribonuclease BN
Cellular component (GO): chloroplast
Source: RefSeq, a predicted model, not a curated record
UUUAGUUUAAUUUAGUAGCGGGUUUUAGAAGCAGGCGAUAGCCCAGUGAGCCACAGCUCUAAAACCCUAAAUUGAAAUGGAACUUCAAAUCCUUUGUUGCGCUCUUCCUUCUCAACCACUUGAAUCCUCCAUUCAUCAUCGUAUACUAUCACAGUCACGAGCGAUUGGAACCUACGCUUCAUUCAGAAAUCAAAGACAAAGAUUUCGGUUCGGAAACGCAUCAAAAUGUUUAAAAUGGGUGAUGAAAGAGCCUUCGCUGUCGGGGUUGAACAAAUACCGAAGGCUUCUUAUACGUGCUUCUGAUUCCAAUUUAAAUGGUGGCUUGGAAGUUCAUUCAAACCGAAGUUCUAGUGUGCCUGUUACUACGUUUAACGGGGUGGAACCAUUUCAUGGUAAAUCAGGUUCUGUCUCUUUUUGUGGGUUGACACACCAAUCGGUAGAAGAAGGGAAAUUGGAAUCUGCCCCCUUCGAAUUAAAGGGUCGCACCUUCUUAUGGGUACUAGCUCCUGCCGCGUUCGUAGCAUCUUUGAUUCUGCCACAGUUCUUUGUUGACAAUGUGGUUGAGGCUUUCCUUGAUGAUGUCAUUUUAAUAGAUAUUGCGACUUCAUUCUUUCACGAGGUCCUGUUCUAUAUUGGACUAGCAACAUUCUUGAAUGUGACUGAUCGUGUCCAGAGGCCUUAUUUGCAGUACAGCUCAAAAAGAUGGGGUCUUAUCACUGGCCUCAGAGGAUACCUGUUCUCUGCUUUCUUCACAAUGGGUUUGAAGAUUAUUGCUCCUCUCAUUCUUUUGUUCGUGACCUGGUCAUCAGUUCGCGUUGCAGCAUUUGUUGCCAUUACUCCUUUUUUAGUUGGCUGCGUUGCUCAACUUGCAUUUGAGAAAGUUUUGGACAAUCGUGGGUCAUCUUGCUGGCCUUUAGUCCCGGUUAUAUUCGAGGUUUACAGACUGUAUCAGCUUACAAAAGCUGCUCAUUUUGCUGAGAAGUUGAUCUUCUCUAUGAAGGGGCUUCCUGCAACCCCUGAAUUAUUAGAACGAAGUGGAGCUUUGUUCGCAAUGUUAAUCACCUUCCAAGUACUGGGUGUUGUGUGCCUUUGGUCAUUGAUGACGUUUCUUUUGAGGCUAUUCCCUUCGAGACCUGUAGCAGAUCAUUACUGAGUUUAGCGUGGAUUAGGGGAGAGUUGUAUAUAUUUGCGUAGUCUUUAUAUCUGUAUUCUGUAAGACAUGAGCACUAUUGGUUGAUUAACAUCAAUGCAGGCUUUUCAUUAAAAAA